AUGACUGCCUCGAUAGAAACAACAAAGACAUACUGUGCUGGUUUACAAUGUGGUAAAGAAACUACCUCUCAGUUGAAAUGUCCCAUCUGUCUAAAAUCUGGAAUAAUCUCCAUCUUCUGUGAUGACGAUUGUUUCAAAGACAAUUACAAGGCACACAAGGCCCUCCAUUACAAAGAGGGUGAUGAAGAAACCAAAUCUGAAUCCUACGAUCCAUUCCCUAAGUUCAAAUAUACAGGUUCUUUGAGACCUCAUUAUCCAUUGACUCCAAAGAGAUUUGUCCCAGAACAUAUCGAGAAACCAGACUGGGCUGCAAAUGGAUUACCAGUAAGUGAACAAAAGAAUGAUAGAUUGAAUGUUAUACCUAUCUAUAAGAAGAGUGAGAUAAAAAUCAUUAGGAAGGCAUGUAUGUUUGGUAGAGAAAUUCUUGAUAUUGCCGCCGCCGCGGUCAGACCUGGUAUCACUACUGAUGAAAUUGAUGCUAUUGUUCAUGAGGAGACUAUUAAGAGAGAUUGUUAUCCAUCUCCUUUAAAUUAUUAUAAUUUUCCUAAAUCUGUUUGUACUUCGAUUAAUGAAGUCAUCUGUCAUGGGAUCCCAGAUAAGACUGUUUUGAAAGAAGGUGAUAUUGUUAAUUUGGAUGUUCUUGUAUAUCAAGGUUUCCAUGCAGAUUUGAAUGAAACUUAUUAUGUAGGUGAGAAUAUUCGUAAAGAAGUUAUUAAUACUGUUGAGACUGCAAGAGAAUGUUUGAAGAAUGCAAUUAAACUAUGUAAACCAGGGAUGACAUUCCAAGAAUUGGGUGAUCAUAUUGAAAAACAUGCCUUGGAAAAUAAGUGUUCAGUAGUGAGAACUUAUUGUGGUCAUGGUGUCGGGAAAUAUUUCCAUUGUGCACCAAGUAUCCCUCAUUAUGCCAAUAAUAGAGCCGCUGGUGUUAUGAAACCAGGUAUGGUGUUUACUAUCGAACCUAUGAUCAAUGAAGGUGUUUGGCAAGAUAUCUCAUGGCCUGAUGAUUGGACCUCUACUACCAAAGAUGGGAAAGUCAGUGCUCAAUUUGAACAUUCGUUGUUGAUCACCGAGAAUGGUGUAGAAAUCUUAUCUGCUAGAAACAAGAAAUCCCCAGGUGGUCCAAGAACAAGAAUCAAAUAA
This is a messenger RNA of Naumovozyma dairenensis CBS 421, 1140 nucleotides long. It is a transcript of the gene MAP1, whose product is annotated as methionine aminopeptidase MAP1. The transcript has a single exon. Lineage: Eukaryota; Fungi; Ascomycota; Saccharomycetes; Saccharomycetales; Saccharomycetaceae. Gene Ontology annotation, biological process: proteolysis. Bases 1 to 1140 code for a protein of 379 amino acids. The record is from RefSeq and is a predicted model, not a curated record. Gene Ontology annotation, molecular function: metalloaminopeptidase activity.